AUGCCGCCGCAUUCCGCCACUCCAUCUUCACCUGUAGCGACCGCCGGCGUGCGCCGCGAUCUGCUGCUGUAUGUGAACGGAGAGCGCAUCGAGAUCUCCGAGAGGGACGUGCACCCAGAGCAGACGCUAUUGCAGUUCCUGCGCCAUGAUUUAGGGCUCGCCGGCACCAAGCUCGGCUGUGGUGAGGGAGGCUGUGGCGCAUGUACCGUCAUGGUCUCCAAGUUCGACGUAGCCACUGGACGCGUCCGUCACGUGUCGGUGAACUCUUGUCUGGCCCCAUUUUGUGCCAUGGACACUUGCGCCGUCACCACCGUUGAAGGUGUAGGCACCAUAACAGGAGCCACAGGCGAAGCCACAGGGCUCCACGAGGUACAGAAGGUACUAGCCGAGUCACACGCCUCACAAUGUGGCUACUGCACACCCGGCUUCGUCAUGGCGCUCUACUCGAUGGUCAAACAACGCGAGUCAGGCGUGGAGCUCACGAUGGAAGACAUCGAGCACGGAAUGGACGGUAAUUUGUGUCGCUGUACAGGCUACCGUCCCAUCUUGGACGCAGCCAAGAGCUUCGGUGACGAUGCGGGCGAGGCACAUUGCAAGGGUACGUGUCCAGGUUGUCCCAAUGCCAAAAAUGGCGACGCAGACGUUGAUAUCGAGGAUUUACACGGCGAUAACCAUCAAGAAGUCACAAGUUGCUCCUCUCGAAAGAUCCGAGAGCUCGCUAAACAUUGUCAGCUUCGUGAAAAGCACGACGUUGACACCGUAACAGGUGCCUCAAAGAACACAAAGGCUUUGGCGGUAUCUUCGUUCCCCAAUGAGUUGAUGGAGAAGGCGAUGGCACCUCAAACGCUGCAGAUCGACGGUAAAUAUAUCCAAUGGUUCGCUCCUGUGACCAUCACACACCUUCUCCAGCUCAAAAAGCAACAUCCUGAUGCCAAAAUCUCCGUGGGGAACACGGAAAUGGGGAUCGAGACCAAAUUCAAAGGCUUCAAGUACGCACAUCUGAUCAACGUGAGUCGCAUUCCUGAACUCGUGGCCACCAAAGACGUGACACAAACAGAUCCUAUCAACCAGACUGUGUUCUCUGGAGCUGAGCCCUUCGAAGGCGUGAAGCUCGGUGCGGCCGUGACACUCACAGACGUCAAGCAGCAAUUGUCGGAGCUUAUCAAGACAAUGCCGGUCUAUCAGACACGUGCCUUUGAGUCGAUCGUCAAGAUGCUCAAGUGGUUUGCUAGCACACACAUCCGAAACGUGGCGUGUAUCGCCGGUAACCUCGUCACAGCCAGUCCAAUCUCCGAUAUGAAUCCUUUACUUGCAGCUAUGAAUGCGUACAUCGAGCUGCAAUCUACACGAGGCACCCAAUACACUCGCGUUCGUGACUUCUUUCUCUCCUAUCGUAAGGUAGGAAUGGAGCCGGACGAGAUCAUCACGGCUGUGUAUGUUCCAUACACCAAGAAAUGGGAAUACAUGCUCCCGUUCAAGCAGGCACGUCGUCGAGAGGAUGAUAUCAGUAUCGUAACUGCGGGAAUUCGCGUGAGAUUGGAGUGUUCAGGAGAUAAUGACGCGUGGAUUAUCCAAGAUGCAUCUGCGGUGUACGGCGGCAUGGCACCGAUCACGAAAUCUGCCGCGGAGACGGAGCAGUUUCUUAUUGGCAAGACAUUUAAUGCGUCGACAUUUGGUGAAGCGUGUGACGUGCUACACUCGAGCGAUUUCGAGCUCCCUGACGGCGUUCCAGGCGGUAUGGCCAAGUACAGGGAGAGCUUAUGUUCGUCAUUCUUAUACAAGUUCUACGUGGCGUCGUCUGAGCGACUUCAACUUGAUUUACAAGCGAUAAAGGCUACAGGUUCGCUGCUGUCUGAUGCUCCAGUUGUUGAUAGUACGAUGCAGUCAGCAGGGACGUCGUUCCUGCAUCAAGUACGUCCUGUAUCGCAUGGCACUCAGAGGUUUGGAAGGGAGACUGGAGGUCUACAAGACUCCAAGCAUCAACCCAUAGGUGACGCCAAGACGAAGAGAGGACCAGUGGGAGACCCACUUAUGCACAAGUCGGCGUAUUUGCAGGUAAGCGGCGAAGCGUUGUACACUGAUGACAUCCCAAACACACCCGGAACGCUUCAUGGUGCGUUGGUAUUGUCUACUUGUGCUCACGGACUUAUCAAGAGUAUCGACGCAAGUGAAGCUCUGGCUAUGGAAGGAGUUCAUCGCUUCUUUGACGCCUCCGUUUUCGAGACGGAAAAGCUGGGAUCGAAUAAAAUUGGUCCCGUAUUGAAGGACGAGGAGUGUUUUGCUUCAAAGGAGGUACUUUGUGUCGGUCAACCGGUUGGAAUUAUCAUUGCAGAUACACACGAGCUAGCGAUGGCAGCUUCGGAUCAAGUCCAGGUCGUUUACGAGGAAUUACCGUCUGUGACCACGAUUGAAGAAGCUAUUCGAGAGAAGUCGUUCAUUCUUCCAGCACAUACAAUUAACAGCGGCAAUGUCGAGACAGGACUAGCCGAGUCGGACAUUGUGCUGGAAGGCGAGGUGCAUAUGGGUGGGCAAGAGCAGUUCUACUUCGAGACCAACGUGUCGCUUUGCACGCCUCAAGAGGGUGGCAUGAAGGUCAUCUCGUCCACACAAGCUGCAACGAAGGCGCAAGUGUUAGUCGCGAGAGUCCUCGGGAUCAACUCGAACCGUAUUACCAGUACGACGAAACGUAUUGGAGGUGGCUUUGGUGGAAAAGAGACUCGUACUGUGUUUGUUACGUGUGCAGCUGCAGUCGCGAGUCACGUCAUGAAGAGACCAGUUAAGUGUCUCCUGGAACGUCAUGUCGACAUGUUAACUACUGGCGGUCGACACCCAUUCUACGCGAAAUAUAAGGUCGGUAUCAAGCAAGAUGGGACCAUUUUGGCGCUAGAUGUGGAUAUCUACAACAACGCAGGGUAUUCGAUGGAUCUGUCGUUAGCAGUUAUGGAUCGUGCGCUUUUCCAUUGCGAGAACGCGUACAAGAUCCCGAAUCUUCGUUGCCAUGGUACUGUCUGCCGCACUAACCUUGCAACAAACACUGCUUUCCGUGGCUUUGGAGGUCCCCAAGGUCUGUUUAUCGCAGAGACGUACAUCGAUCACAUCGCACGUACACUGAAACUCAGUCCAGAAGACGUACGCACUCGUAACAUGUAUGUGGAAGGCCAGACGACCCACUUUGGUCAACCUCUGGAGGAUUUCAACUUGCGGACAUUAUGGCAACACACGAUCGAUCGCAGUGGCUUUGAAGCCAAGAAAGCAGAGGCAGAGGUAUUCAACAAGAACAAUCGUUGGAAGAAGCGCGGCGUUGCGAUCUUGCCCACCAAGUUCGGGAUCAGCUUCACGUCCAAGUUUAUGAAUCAGGGUGGCGCGUUGGUUCAUGUGUAUGCUGAUGGCAGUGUACUGGUAUCACACGGCGGUGUUGAGAUGGGACAAGGUCUGCAUACAAAGGUCAUUCAAGUGGCUGCACGAGCCUUUGGCAUCUCACACGAACUGGUUCAUAUCGAGGAGACGUCGACGAACAAAGUCCCGAAUUCCCAGCCGUCAGCAGCUUCCAUGAGCACGGAUCUGUAUGGAAUGGCUACAUUGGAUGCGUGUGAGCAGAUCUUGGCACGUCUGGCUCCAGUACGUCAACGUCUCGGCCCCGAUGCCUCGUUUAGUGACGUCACUAAUGCCGCCUACUUUGAACGUGUCAACAUGUCGGCACAAGGGUUCUACAUCAUUCCGAACGAACGUUGUGGCUACGAUUUCUCCAAGUCUGUUGAUGAGAAUAUUGCAGUGGGUACAGCGUUUAACUACUUCACGACCGGCGUGGCUUGCACUGUUGUGGAGCUGGAUGUGCUUACUGGAGACUUCCACAUGUUGAGCGUGGAUAUCUUGAUGGAUCUCGGCGCUAGUAUCAAUCCUGCUAUUGACAUUGGCCAGAUUGAAGGCGCAUUCAUGCAAGGAUUCGGCUUGUUCGCACUGGAAGAGCUGGUGUGGGGAGACAAUGGACACCCGUGGGUGAAGCGAGGAAACCUGUUUACUCGAGGACCGGGAGCAUACAAGAUCCCGAGUGCUAACGACGUGCCGCUGGACUUUAAUGUGUGGCUCGAGUCGAACCAGAAGAACAAGUUCGCAGUCCACUCGAGUAAAGCCGUCGGAGAGCCACCACUGUUCUUGGGCUCCAGUGCCUUCUUCGCGGUCAAGGAGGCGAUUUACUCUGCUAGAGCAGAUGCUGGUCACCACGGAUACUUUGAGCUGCGUAGCCCCGUGACACCGGAACGAGCUCGAAUGGCUUGUGCUGACGAGAUGCUGAAGAAAGUGUUUACGGCACGUGGAGGCGACAUGGUGAGCUACCAGCCUAGUGGAAGCUUCUAA
This is a messenger RNA of Phytophthora infestans T30-4, 4353 nucleotides long. RefSeq names its product xanthine dehydrogenase, putative. NCBI's taxonomy places the organism in Eukaryota, Oomycota, Peronosporomycetes, Peronosporales, Peronosporaceae. Bases 1 to 4353 code for a protein of 1450 amino acids. The record is from RefSeq and is a predicted model, not a curated record. The transcript has a single exon. Gene Ontology annotation, molecular function: 2 iron, 2 sulfur cluster binding; FAD binding; oxidoreductase activity.